AUGCUUCACGCAACCAAGAGUGUACCACGCGCAGCGCUGCUGUGUCUCGUCAUUUCCAUCGUGCUCUCCGCGCCGUGCGCCGUGCGCGGCGCGCCGCAGGGUCCGGCCGCGACGUCGAUAGCGACGGCGCUGUCGAGCGCGGAAUCGCCGUCGCAGUCGUUCAACGUAUCGCUGCUCGUCCUCAACGCCACCGGGCUGCUCGCCAAGCUGCCCUCGCUCGCGCCGCUCACUCUCUUUGCGCCCACCGACGCCGCGUGGCGCGCCGCAUUCCACGCGCUCGCCCUGCCGUAUCUCAGCGGCUACAUUCCCUUCCCCGGCGCCGCCGUCGGCGGCGAGACCCCUGGAAGCCCGGGCAGUCCGGAGAACAGCUCGGGCAGCGCGGGCAGUUCGGACGCCGCCAAUCCCGGUGGCAUCGCACAGCCGGCCCCAGCGCCCGGUGUUGCCCCCGCUGCGGGAGGCGCUAGCGGCGGGGCGAGCGCGGCGAUGAUUCCCGGCCUUCCGCAAGUUGACUUGCCGCUGCCCGGCGUUCCCAGCGUGGCGAUUCCCGGGAUUCCCGGCGGGUCAGACAGAUUAAAUUCGACAAUACCUGUGGAUAACAUGACGAUUCCCAUGCCCGAUCUCAAUAUGACCAUGCCCGAUCUCAAUAUGACCAUGCCCGAUUUCAACUCGACCUUUCCCAAUAUAAACAUGUCCAUGAACAACCCGUUGACUUUCGACCCGCUUCUCGCCGCAUUAAGCGCCGUGUUUUCCGGCGACGGGACGCCCGCGUCGCUGGCGGCGCUGGCGAAGGAGCGGCCCAAGGCGCUGAAGGCUCUGUCGGAGCUGCUCGCGUACCACGUGGCGACGACGGCGCUGAACGCGGCGGCCAUCGCGGCGCUGAACGCGGCGGCCAUCGCGGCGCAGUUCACGGUGGAUGCGGGCAACCUGACGACGGUGAACGGACAGGGGCUGUGGAUCAACUUCAAUAAGAGCGAGUCGGCCGCGCUGCUCAACGCGUACUCGCCGGCGCAGCGCGCGCUUAUCAGCCAGGGGAUCAGCGUGGGGUAUGACGGGACCGUCUACUACCCAAACGGCACCACCGUCGCCGCCAACGGCACCGUCAUCUUUGACCCCGCGACGAGCCCCAUAGCCGUGGACUCGGAGGGUAACACGUUCUUCGCAAACGGUACCGUCGUCGGCGCCAAUGGCACCGUCGUGAGCACCAACGGCACCCUUGCAACCAACGGCACUGCCAUCGCCAUCGACGGGCCGGGCCUCCCCCUGCCCCCCACCGUCUCGUCGCCCCCCUCCAACGGCGACGGCUCCGUAGCACCGCGCGGCGUGGCUGGCGCGCAGAUGAUGAUGGAACCCGCCCCCUUGAUGGGCGGCGGCCCCGCCGAUAUGCCCCCCGCCACCAACAUGCCCGCCCCCGCUGAUGUGCCCCCCGUCACCGCCACGCCCGCCCCCGCCGACAUGCCCCCCAACAUCCUGGUGGACCCGAUUCCGGGGGUCAUGGGCGGGUGGGGCAUGGGGGGCGACUGGGGCAACUGGAGCACGGAAGUGCAGCAGCAGUGGUGGAGGAAUGCGACUGAGUGGAUGAAUAAGGUCGUGCCGUGGUUCAACGUGACUGCCAGCGAGUACCUCGCGUGGCUCAACUCAUCUUUCUACGCCUGGGCGGCAGGCUCUGAUGCCAUGUGGGAGCAGGCUGGCAGCGACAUGAAGGUGGCUCGGGUGGUGCGGGCUGAUCUGAUGGACAGCGCUGGCAUGGUGGUGCAUGGCGUCGAUGGCGUGCUCUUCCCCCACUACAGGGAUAUGCCUGUGUUUGACAAGGGCGGCGGGGGCGGGGGAGAGGGUGACGUGCCUAUGCCCAUCGCCAUGCCUGUGGUGGCGCCUGGUGGCGUUGCUAACGGCAGCACGAACGGCGCGGGUACGAAUGGCACUGCGACUGGCGGGCAGUCCGACGACAGUGCUGCGGGGGGUGCUGGUGCUCCUGCUGCAGCUGGGUCUAGCAGCAGCAGCAACAGCAGCAGUGGUGGGCAGGAUGCAUCUAAGAGUGCGGCGAGUGGCACGCCAGCACCACCUACUGGGUCACCCGCUGCGGGUAAAUCACAGAGCAAGGCUGCUGCAGGUGAGCGCUGCCUCCUCCACUGUCGUCUCCCUUUCCCCCCCCCUCAUUUCUUGCCGCUGACUCUCCCUUUUCCUCUCUACGUGUUCCCCCUCCUCUUGACUGCUGCGCUCUCCCUCGUGGCUCUGCUAUAG
Messenger RNA from Closterium sp. Naga37s-1, 2238 nucleotides. Lineage: Eukaryota; Viridiplantae; Streptophyta; Zygnematophyceae; Desmidiales; Closteriaceae. The record is from the annotation of a GenBank genome assembly.